Orbicella faveolata is the source of this 4442-nucleotide messenger RNA. RefSeq names its product NLR family CARD domain-containing protein 4-like. The record is from RefSeq and is a predicted model, not a curated record. NCBI's taxonomy places the organism in Eukaryota, Metazoa, Cnidaria, Anthozoa, Scleractinia, Merulinidae.
AAACGUAUCGAAUCUUGUAAAUCAUGAAAACAACGGAAAAGAUUCACAUUUCCCAAUAAAUUGUAAACGGCAUUUUGAUUCAACAUCGCUUGGAUUGAGCUGCAUAACUAUGACAGGUAACAGGCUGUAUCCGCCAGACUUCUUUAGGAUUAUUAAAGCCAGUCAGCCUUUUCGUAUGAAAAAGCCAAUUAGCGAGCGUCUGUUCAGCCUUCCCCGGCCCGCCAUUUUGACAAGUGGAGAAAACCCUGGGGAGGAGGUUGAUACUUUGAUAUAACAAGACAGUUACCUGACCACGGCGUGUUGAUAAAACAAGCUGGCAUCUUGUUUUUUACCCUGCAAAAAAGUUUAACUUUUCUUUCUACGUUUCUUCAAAAUGCUCACUUUGAGUAACGACGAGUGAAAACAUUUUGUGCACUGCGUGACUUUGGGUGACGGCUCGGAGUCUGGAUCCUAAUAAGAAAUCACGCAACAGCUCACAAGAACUCCAGGAUUUUGAAACUGGGGGCGAAUUUUAUUGACUUGUUGAUCGCACGCUCUGUACCACAGCUUUGUGUCUCGUGCGGUUACUGUUCUUCUCGCCUGGGUGAUAAGCAAACUAGCUGAUGGUCAGAAGCCAUCAGAACUUCAUCAAAGAUAAAUUCCGCGAGACAAGGUAGAUCAAGGUCAGACGGGUUGAUCAUGGCCUCUGCAUCAUUUUCGUCAACAAACGAGACAACAAAUUACGCUCGGUUGUGCCGACUUCUUGUAGAUGUAGGCUCACAGAUUUUAAGAGAAACAUUCGAUAAAAUUCAUUUACCAAGCCGCCUUCAGAGAGUUUUGGCAGAUCCUCUAGUACAUAACACAUUGCAGUCGCUUUUCAAGAAAAGAAUCAUUAAUCCGACGCAGUGGAGCAAACUGUACCCUGCCGAUAAGACUUCAGUUUCAUCGAAGCACUUUGAUGUCACUCUGCUGAUGGUUCUGUUCAGGAACAUUUGUAAUCUGUUGACUCCUGCCACUGGUUGGGAUAAUCUUCCUCCUGAAACAGACACGAGUCGCGAGGCUGAUAUUGCUCGCAUCAAGUUCUACAGGAACACAGUCUACGCCCAUGCCAACCAGGCGUCUGUCGAUGAUGUUACAUUUAGUCAUUACUGGCAGAACAUCCGGGACACACUGGUGCGACUGGGAGGAGCAGGUGUUUAUGAGAAAGCCAUCGAUAGUCUUGCAAACGACAGCAUGGAUCCUGAAAUCGAGCGGCAUUACAGAGAGCUUCUGAGAGACUGGAAGAAAGACGAGGACAGCGUCAAAGACAGGUUGGACGAAAUAGAAAAGAAGUUGGAUGAUUUGGGUAAUCCUGAGAAGAGAACGCGGUUGACAGAAUCUUUUGACCUUAAGGAGUGCCAGAAACAGCUUCAUUCACUUUAUAACACCAUGAGUAAAGUAAAAAUCAUUCCUUGGGACCGAAACUCAGCAGUUCACAUUGAUGAGAUAUACACACAGCUAUCGUGGCAUAGAGAAGACACCAAGCCAAGUGGAGUGACGAAAGAGAAACUUGAAGACUACACCGACAUAUUCCUAGGCCAUGAGCAUUAUCCAAACCCAAAGCGAAUUUUGGUCUAUGGACGGCCAGGUAUAGGGAAAACCACAUUUUCCAAAAAGACUGCUUUCGACUGGUCGCAGCAAAGAAAAGAAAUCCUAACGAAAUUUGAUAUUGUGCUUCAAAUUAGGUUGCGAGAUGUGUGUGAUUUGCAUGAGGUACCAGCUAUUUUUACUGCUGCUAAGCUGCUGGCUGGUGAUGGCGUGCUUUCAUCUGAUGGCUUGUAUAAGUACAUCCUCCAGAAUCAAGAAAAGGUAUUGCUCAUUUUGGAUGGCUACGAUGAGUACAGCUGUGAAGGAGAACAAUCACCAGUCCAUGACAUCUGGGAGGGCACGCUGCUGAGGGAUUGUCACGUUAUUAUCACGACGCGGUUAGCGAAUGCUGACAGUCUAAGAAUUUCUAGUCACGUUCAGUAUCAGAUUGAUGGAUUUGAUAGCGAGAAUGGAAUCAAAACGUUCGUGAGCAGGUUUUUGAAAGACAAAGAAGAAGUUGAUAAGUUUGUUAGACAUUUGAAAGAGAGAGAUCUCACAGACAUGGCAGAAAUACCUCUCCUCCUGCUGAUGCUGUGUUUACUCUGGAGGGAAAAAUAUCAUAGGAGACUACCAAAAUCGCGCGCCAUCAUUUACACGCAUUUUAUCCAGACUUUACUGGAUCACAGGACAGAAAAAGAUGCAGAUGUAGGGGUCCGUAGAGAGGUUGAUGACUACAAAGAGGAACUCUCUAUACUGGGAAAACUUGCAUUCGAUGCACUUCUACUCCGUCGUCAUUUUUUGCAUGUUAGCGAACUUCCCAGCGAGAUUUUGAUGAAGACAUUAGUUGAAGCGGGCUUGUUUCAGAUGCUAAAAAUUUCAAGUUUGGAUCCCAAGAAAGGUGUUUACUUUCUUCACAAGUCCAUACAGGAGUUCCUUGCAGGUUUUCAUCUCAAGGAAGAGCUGUUAUCAAGAAAAGAAGAAACUAUAACCUGUUUGUCCAAAGUUGACUCUUUCGAAAAGAUUGUCGAGUACGCUGAAGUUCUCACAUUUGCAUGCGAGCUGUCAGAAGAGGCUGCAUGUACUGUUCUAAGCCAUCUGGGGAUGGUAGGAAAGAAAGAAAAUCUGACAGAGUACAACUUUUCUGAGACGCCCUCUAUUGAAGAUUUGUCAAGUGAGCAAAGACAUUUUCUAACACUCUGUUCACGAAGUUUUUUUUGUUGCUCGCUCGCAAAGAGAAGAGAGUUGUACCCCAUGUUUCUGUCUUACGUUGGAGGUGUUUUAUUAAUUGAUUCUGACCAGCUCCAUAGUGUUGCCGAUGACCACCUACUGAUAUCUUCUCAGGCUCCACACUACAUAUUUUUUUCUGAUAGCAAGCAUCCAGAGCAAGACUAUAGUGACUUGAUCACUGUGCUGGAAGACUUGGAUGGACUGCUUGUCAGUUGUUCGGGCGAAAGGAAAGCAUCACAUUUCCUGAAGAGAUAUCACCCUCGUUCAGUUCAACAUUUUUUCUUGAAGAAGGAAGAGAACAUGUACCUUUAUUUUGCACGUAUUUAUAAGAGGUUUGAUUACUCUUUCCCCAACGAAAUGCUAAAGGAUCUCACUUCGUCACCAAAGCACCAAUCGAAUAAACAAGGGAACACAACUGCUUUGUGUUUGACUGAGAACACUAAUAACGCCUCUAAUGGACCUCGACAUUGUCUGUCCCUGGCAUGGGAGAUUAAUAUAGAAUAUCUUGAAGGGCAGGAAAUGGAGACACUAAUUGACGUUUUGCCAUUUGUAGCGUCUCCACGAUCGAUAAUGAUUUCUGUUCAAGUAGGUGAAAUCCCUAAUGCACAGCUGCUGGAGUCUCUGGUUUCCAAUAUCAACUUUACAAACAAACUUGAUGAGUUAGGGCUUUGGCGUAUGAAUCUGAGAGCCAAGGCUGCUGCUAUCAUCUCUCGAUCUCUGUACCAAGCUCCUAACCUGGGCGAUCUAUACUUGUCAUAUAACCCUCUAGGUGAAGGAGUUAGCGUUCUUGCACAACAGCUCAGCUGUGUUCCUCGGUUGAAGAACCUGCGCCUUGGAGGUGUGAAAAUGACCAGAACCCAAGUGGAUGAUCUAGCUGCAGCUGUACGUUGUCAUCGCAAUAUAUCCAGUCUGGGGUCAUGUUAUCACGAUGAAGAGGGCAACCCUACGCCUGAAAAUGAAUGGCGACGGGACGAUGACUGGAAAAGGUACUGGUGGUAUAGGUCAGAGGACGAGUCAGAGAAUGAGCUGGAGCCUGGGACAUCAGCUGAAUCAAAGGACAAGUUGGAGCCUGGGACAUCAACUGAAUCAAAGAACAAGCUGGAGCCUGACACAUCAACUGAAGCAAAGGACGAGAUGGUGCCUGGGACAUCAACUGAAUCAAAGGACGAGCUGGAGUCUGGGACAACAACUGAAUCGAAGGACGUGGUGGAGCCUUAAACAUCGACUGAUUCAAAGGAUGUGCUGGAGACUGGGACAUCAAGUGGGGCAGUAGUCGACGUGGAGCCUAGGUGGGUACUGGGUCAUUACGAUGUUAGCUGAAUUAGAGAACGAGCUGCAGUCUGGGACAUCACUUCUGAGUCAGUUCAUUAAUGCAAGGCAGACUUUCAAUGAUGCUUUCUAAACUGAUUCCAUUUGUUAUCUCUUGAAAAUGUAAUUGAGAUUUUAGGACGCUUUUUUACAGUACACAUUUAAGAUCGAUUAGUGACAGAACGCAGAAUCUCUCAGAUGUUUAAUAUCGACAUCAUCAGUCUGAUAACUGUCAGUAAAGACCUGUGAGUAACUAAGCUACAGUUUAGAGGUGACGCCAGUGGACCUGAAAAUGUCUUUGGUGAACAGUGCUUGACAAGAUAAACUUCGUAGUUGUUAUGAGUAAUCUAUAUAUGUCUGGA